CACACAGUUUUCUUCCAAGCUCUAAACUGGGGGCAGACAGGGCAGCUCACGGACCUAGGAGAUAGCCAGCCCUUGGGGUGGCGGAGGAGGGACCUGCCCCACUGGACUGGGAAUUCACCCCGGCCCCGCCCAGAGACCCCGGCUCCCCGCCCCUCUGCACUCGAAGCCCCGGGGCGCAAGGCUCUGGAGAUCUCCGCCGCCGAGCUGUCGCAACUGCCACCCCCCCACUCUUCCCCUGCCCCUCUCUCCCGCCCCCACCCCGGCCCCCCUCCCCUCCCACCCCCGCCCCCGGCUCUGAUUUCGUCUCCGGAGUUCUGGAGAAGGCAGAAGCUCUGGCUCUCCCCGUCCCUCCGCCUCUGCCUCUCCCUUCUCUCCCGGGAUGGGGUUGGGAGUUGUAGCCGCUGCCGCCAGGCUGCCCCACUGCUCCCCUUGAAAGCCCGCGAUCCCCUCGCCCCAGCUUCAUAAGCUCGCCCUCGGGUUUCUAUCCCUCCCGCCCUUCCCCAAAAGCCGGAGCCCAGCCGUCGAGAUGCUACGGCCAGCUCCGACUCGACUGGGACUUGUCCUGCUUUUGCUCUGUCCCGCCCACGUCGGCGGGCUCUGGUGGGCUGUGGGCAGCCCCCUGGUCAUGGACCCUACCAGCAUCUGCCGGAAGGCUCGGCGGCUAGCAGGACGGCAGGCAGAACUGUGUCAGGCUGAGCCUGAGCUGGUGGCGGAGCUGGCACGGGGUGCCCGGCUAGGUGUAAGGGAGUGCCAGUUCCAGUUCCGAUUCCGACGCUGGAACUGUUCCAGCCACAGCAAGGCCUUUGGGCGAAUCCUGCAGCAGGAUAUCCGGGAGACAGCCUUCGUCUUUGCCAUCACGGCAGCUGGAGCCAGCCAUGCGGUGACCCAGGCCUGUUCCAUGGGAGAGCUGUUGCAGUGUGGCUGCCAAGCCCCCCGUGGACGGGCCCCCCCACGGCCCCCUGGGCUCCCCCACCUCUCUGGCACUCCGGGUCCUCCGGGCCCUGGGAGUUCUUUGGAUGGCAACGCAGCCUGGGAGUGGGGGGGCUGUGGGGACGAUGUGGACUUCGGGGAUGAGAAGUCCCGGCUCUUCAUGGAUGCUCGGCACAAGCGGGGACGGGGUGAUAUCCGGGCACUGGUGCAGCUACACAACAAUGAGGCUGGACGGCUGGCGGUGCGGAGUCACACGCGCACGGAAUGUAAGUGCCACGGCCUGUCGGGCUCCUGCGCCCUUCGCACCUGCUGGCAGAAGCUGCCCCCGUUCCGGGAGGUGGGAGCCCGGCUGCUGGAGCGCUUCCACGGCGCCUCCAGGGUCAUGGGGACCAACGAUGGCAAAGCUUUACUGCCGGCCGGCCACACCCUCAAGCCCCCGGACCGCGCCGACCUGCUCUACGCGGCCGACUCGCCCGACUUCUGCUCGGCCAACCGGCGGACGGGCUCCCCGGGCACGCGGGGCCGCGCCUGCAACAGCAGCGCCCUGGACCUGAGCGGCUGCGACCUGCUGUGCUGCGGCCGGGGACACCGGCAGGAAAGCGUGCAGCUCGAGGAGAACUGCUUCUGCCGCUUCCACUGGUGCUGCGUGGUGCAGUGCCACCGCUGUCGCGUGCGCAAGGAGCUCAGCCUCUGCCUCUGAAGCGGACGUGCCCUUGCCCCGCGCCCCCGAACCUCAGGAGGCUGAGCCUGCGUCUUGGGUCGCCAGCCGGAGGCGGCCGGACCCCGGCCGAGAACGGCCUCGCGCUGGUCUCAGCAGGGGAGUAUUUAUCCUCUGUCGGAGAACUUGGGCAAAGGAUGUCUGGCUUCCCGAAUCAUAGGGGCCCAUUCUUCCAGGAGCAGAAACCGAUGCAGGCAGGAAAAGGGACUGUCGAACAACUAGUGCUCCUGGGUGCCAGUAUAACGGGCGAUGCUGUGGAGGGAGCUCCCUGCCCUGCUCAAUUCUAAACGACAAAUCCUUCAGUACCUUCCGAUAAAGAUGGAGAUUUGGAAUGGGGAUCAGGGUAAUCUUAAAGCACUGUCUGGGAAAUGGGAGAAAAGCCAAGGGGAACACACUGGAGGAUGGGGACCCCUAAUGACAGGGGUUGGGGAGGGCACCAGGAGGUAGCAAAGGGGUGAUUUUUGGUACUAAUAAAGUUAUUUAAAGCAAGUA
Messenger RNA from Sarcophilus harrisii (Tasmanian devil), 2140 nucleotides. It is a transcript of the gene WNT6, whose product is annotated as Wnt family member 6. The record is from RefSeq and is a predicted model, not a curated record. NCBI's taxonomy places the organism in Eukaryota, Metazoa, Chordata, Mammalia, Dasyuromorphia, Dasyuridae. Gene Ontology annotation, cellular component: extracellular region. The transcript is spliced from 4 exons. Gene Ontology annotation, biological process: canonical Wnt signaling pathway; multicellular organism development; cell fate commitment. The coding region runs from base 527 to 1630 and encodes 367 amino acids. Gene Ontology annotation, molecular function: cytokine activity; frizzled binding.